AUGGUUGGUUUUGAUUACAGUGAGCAUGCAGCAGAACUAGAGAAGAAACAGAAUGAAAGUGAGAAUAAAAAAUUGAUGGGAACAGUUUUACAAUAUGGUGGAGUGGUACAGUUAUUACAUAUUAAAAGUAAUAAAUUUUUAACAGUCAAUAAACGACUGCCAGCACAACUAGAGAAAAAUGCUAUGAGGGUAACUCUGGAUUCUUCUGGCAACGAAGGUUCCUGGUUUUAUAUUCAACCCUUUUAUAAACACAGUUCACAGGGAGACAAGGUGGUUGUAGGUGAUAAAGUGGUCUUAAAUCCAGUAAAUGCAGGACAACCUCUACAUGCUAGUAACUGUGAUCUCAUAGACAAUCCUGGAUGUAAAGAAGUGAACUCUGUUAACUGUACAACAUGUUGGAAGGUGAUAUUGUUUAUGGAAUAUAGAGAGAAUAAAGAUGAUAUUGUCAAAGGGGGAGACGUAGUGAGAUUGUUUCAUGCAGAACAGGAGAAGUUUUUAACUGGUGACGAAUAUAAAAAUCAACAGUAUGUUUUUCUACGGACAACUGGACGAACAUCUGCCACAGCUGCUACCAGUUCUAAAGCAUUAUGGGAAGUGGAGGUUGUCCAACAUGAUGCCUGUAGGGGUGGGGCUGGUCAUUGGAAUAGUUUAUUUAGAUUUAAACAUCUUGCCACUGGUCAGUAUCUGGCAGCUGAAGUUGACAACGACCCUACCGCUGAUGCUACCAGGAAUAAACUACGAGGGCAGGCUUCCUGGCAGGUAUUUUGUCUGGUUUCUGUGCCCCACGGUCAUGAUAUAGCGUCGAUAUUCGAACUGGAUCCUACCACCAUGAUUAGAGGAGAUUCCUUAGUGCCCAGACAAACGUUUGUACGACUACAUCAUCUGUGUACAGAUUCCUGGGUGCACAGUACCAGUAUCCCCAUAGAUAAAGAGGAGGAUAAACCAAUCAGAAAUAAGGUUGGUUGUGCGAAGAUAAAAGAAGACAAAGAAGCAUUUGCUAUUGUACCUGUUAGUCCGAUGGAAGUUCGUGAUUUAGAUUUUGCUAAUGAUGCCAGUAAACUAUUAGCUGAUAUAGCUUCUAAACUAGAACGAGGUGCUAUAACACAGAAUGAGAGAAGAUUUGUGACCAAUCUUCUGUCAGAUUUGAUUCAUUUUCUGGGUAACUUGGAGAUGACCAACUCUGGAGUAGAACCACUAGAUUUAGUUAUUUUGAAACAGGAUAGAGAACGACAGAAAUUAUUUCGAGAACAAAAUAUUUUAGAACAGAUUUUCAAGAUCCUACAGGCUCCGUUUCAAGACCGGGGUCAGGGUCCGUUUCUACGUAUGGAAGAACUCGCUGAUCAGAGACACGCCCCGUUUCGUCACAUCUGUCGUCUGUGUUAUAGAAUACUAAAAUUAUCUCAACAGAAUUACCGAAAAAAUCAGGAAUACAUUGCCAAAAAGUUACCAUUUAUGCAGAAACAGAUCGGAUACGAAGUUUUAGCUGAGGAAACCAUCACUGGUUUGUUACAUAAUAACAGAAAAUUACUGGAAAAACAUAUCAAAGAUUCAGAGAUAGAAACUUUUGUUAAACUGGUCAGGAAAAAACAGGAACCAAGAUAUUUAGACUAUCUAUCAGACCUAUGUGUAUGUAAUAAAGUAGCGAUACCUAGUACACAAGAGUUAAUCUGUAAAUGUCUACUCAGUCCUGAUAACGCUGAUAUUCUGAUAGACACCAGAUUAAUGACGACUCAAGUAGAAACAGAACUAGAAGUAGAUUCUCCUGACGGUGAAAUCGUAGAUCCUAUAAUUACUAUAGAGGAAGAGGAGGAGGUGGUAUUAAUUUGGAAUCAUCUUAACGAUCAUCAACAACAGAAAGGUAUCCGAGAGCUGGCUAUGGGAGCUGCUGAUAAUAUCAAAGAAGAUAAAGAUAAUCUAGAAUAUUACAGACACCAGUUAAAUCUAUUUGCUCACAUGUGUUUAGAUAGACAGUAUCUAGCCAUCAACAAACUAUCACCUCAACUAGAUGUUGACCUUAUAUUGAAAUGUAUGGAGGAUGAAUCUCUACCAGCUGAUCUGAGAGCCUCGUUUUGUCGUUUGAUGUUACACAUGCAUGUUGACCGAGACCCCCAGGAGCAAGUUAAACCAGUAAAAUACGCUCGACUGUGGUCUGAAAUACCAACUAAAAUAUCAAUAGAGGAUUAUGAAGCUCAUGUGUGUAAAAUCCCAGAGAAAGAACAAGUAAAACACAAAUUUCAACAGACUAUUACGUUUGUUGAAGAUUAUCUCUGUAAUAUUGUUAAUAAAGCCUGGUCUGAAAAGGAACAGAAUAAACUUACUUUCGAGGUUUUACAUUUCUUAUACUCAGUUAUAUAA
This is a messenger RNA of Lottia gigantea (owl limpet), 2355 nucleotides long. RefSeq lists its product as hypothetical. Bases 1 to 2355 code for a protein of 784 amino acids. Gene Ontology annotation, cellular component: secretory granule membrane; endoplasmic reticulum membrane; sarcoplasmic reticulum. NCBI's taxonomy places the organism in Eukaryota, Metazoa, Mollusca, Gastropoda, Lottiidae. The transcript has 18 exons. The record is from RefSeq and is a predicted model, not a curated record. Gene Ontology annotation, molecular function: inositol 1,4,5-trisphosphate-gated calcium channel activity; inositol 1,4,5 trisphosphate binding; phosphatidylinositol binding. Gene Ontology annotation, biological process: calcium ion transmembrane transport.